This is a messenger RNA of Eubalaena glacialis (North Atlantic right whale), 3905 nucleotides long. It is a transcript of the gene HOXC8, whose product is annotated as homeobox C8. Gene Ontology annotation, biological process: regulation of transcription by RNA polymerase II. The transcript has 2 exons. Gene Ontology annotation, cellular component: nucleus. Bases 1762 to 2490 code for a protein of 242 amino acids. NCBI's taxonomy places the organism in Eukaryota, Metazoa, Chordata, Mammalia, Artiodactyla, Balaenidae. The record is from RefSeq and is a predicted model, not a curated record. Gene Ontology annotation, molecular function: DNA-binding transcription factor activity, RNA polymerase II-specific; RNA polymerase II transcription regulatory region sequence-specific DNA binding.
AUAUGUGCCUGGAUGUGCAUGUGUGUGCACAGUGUCUGUGAGGUGACAGGGGUGCUUCCCGGCAUGCGUGAUAGCUGAGUGAGCAUGCAUUUGAUGUUUUUCAGAAUGGAAGGCAGCACAUACAGUAUGUGUGGAUCCCGAGUAUGGCCCCGCGUUGCCCUGUGUAUGACAACCUCACACACUGUGGAGGGGGAGGACCGGAAAAAUCAUUCUUAUUGCUCUUCUUCAUUCGCCUGCACACAGCACACAUAUCCACAGCGCUCUGACUUUCUCCCUUUUCUCUCUGGCUGGGUUAAGUCCACAUAAUUGUACAUGUUUAUGGCCAGGAAAGGGUGCUGAUGGAAUAAGGUUCCUUUAUCCAUUAGAAUUAACUUGAAUUUACCCAGUCUUGGGGAUGGGGGAAGCCCCCCAGAGAAAGUGUGGGUAAAUAUUUAAAGAGUGUCUGUUGACAGUUCCCAUCCACAUCCUGGCCUGGGCAGCCUGCCUGGGGAAGUGUAGGGGGGGGUGCGGUGAGGCCAGGGGGCCCCUCCUAGCUGAACUGGCAUUUCCUAUGGGGUUAGGGUAUGUGGGGACAGCUAAGAGGCCUGCUUUAGUCUCCUCCAACCCAGAUACAAGGGGUCUCCUAAGAAGAAACCUCCUGGAUCAGCCCAGCCAGAAGCCAGGGACCCACCAGCUGCCCUCUCCUUCUCUGUCCCCACCAGCAGCUUUGCCCUCCAGCAAGCUCGUGGCUAUUGCCCGGGCUUCCUGCCUCAGGCAGGAGCUGGUGUCUGAAGGGUCAGUGCAGCCCUGACUGGGUAUAUGGAGUGCCCCCUGCCUCUGGCCCUCUCCACUACCCACAGCAGGCAGGCAGGCAAGAGAAUCUUAAGGAUCUAGGGAAGACAGGGCAGCUUCCCACCCUGGGGAGGGGCAAGAGUCAUGGAGGGUUCUGAUGCCUGAAGUGUUUGGGGAUAUGAUGCGCUUGUUCCUCCUCAGAGUCCCCAGACUUAAGGACCCCUCUGGGGAGCCCAUCUUUGGGGGUUAGGGGAGCAACUGUUUCUUGUUGGCAUUCAACCCCUCGGGGGUCUUAUACCUGUUGAGGUAACCUGAGUUGACCUGCUGGCUCAGGUAUCUCUCUCUGUCUCUCUCUGAGAGGAAGGAAAAGAGAAGGGGGGAGAGGCACCUUCAAAUCUGAAUGCGCACCUUGGAAAAGCUGGCCCUAGUCGUUAGCUAGGGCUGGCUCACCACCCCCCCGACAUACCACACCCCCAUCCCUCCCCCUUCCUCCCCUACCCUUCUUCCAGGCCCCCCCCAGCCCUGAACCCCUCUACCACCCGCCCGCCAUCCCUCCCUUUCUUCUUUCUCUCUCUCUCUCCCUCUCUCUCUCUCUCUCCCUCUCUCCCUCUCUCCCUCUCGCCUGUCUUCAUGUCGUGGAUUGAUGAACGCGAAUCGCGUGUAAGCGCCGCCACCGCCGGGAGUCUGAGGAAUUCGCCUGGGCUGUUAAAGGAAAGAGCUAAGUGCGAGAGCGCGAGCUCUACCUACCGACAGUGAAGAGAGCCGCCGCCGCCGCCGCCGCCGCCCGCUCGCCCGCCGCAGCCCGCGCCCAGCCCGGGAGCUGCGCCGCCCCGCCGGCACCCAGGCGCCCCCCACCUGCCCAGCCCGGCCCGCCGCCCCGGGGAGCCGGCCGGCCUGGGGAUCGCUCCCGGGGGGAGGGCAGUUUCGGGGUCCCGGGCGGGGGAGUCGGGAGCCAGAGGGGAGAGGGCGGCGGGUUUUCAUGUGCCCAGCAUGAGCUCCUACUUCGUCAACCCCCUGUUCUCCAAGUACAAAGGCGGCGAGUCCCUGGAGCCGGCCUAUUACGACUGCCGCUUCCCGCAGAGCGUGGGCCGGAGCCAUGCGCUGGUGUACGGGCCCGGCGGCUCGGCGCCCGGCUUCCAGCACGCCUCGCACCACGUCCAAGACUUCUUCCACCACGGCACCUCGGGCAUCUCCAACUCGGGCUACCAGCAGAACCCGUGCUCGCUGAGCUGCCACGGAGACGCCUCCAAAUUCUAUGGCUACGAGGCGCUCCCCAGACAGUCCCUUUAUGGGGCUCAGCAAGAGGCGAGCGUGGUGCAAUAUCCCGACUGUAAAUCCUCCGCCAACACUAACAGUAGCGAAGGACAAGGCCACUUAAAUCAAAACUCGUCUCCCAGCCUCAUGUUUCCAUGGAUGAGACCCCACGCUCCGGGGCGGCGCAGCGGAAGGCAAACUUACAGCCGGUAUCAGACCUUGGAACUAGAAAAGGAGUUUCUCUUUAAUCCUUAUUUGACACGAAAGCGCCGGAUUGAAGUCUCUCACGCCCUGGGACUGACUGAGAGACAAGUGAAGAUCUGGUUCCAGAACCGAAGGAUGAAGUGGAAAAAGGAGAACAACAAGGAUAAACUGCCGGGAGCCCGAGACGAGGAGAAGGUGGAGGAAGAAGGAAAUGAGGAAGAGGAGAAAGAAGAGGAGGAAAAGGAAGAAAACAAGGACUGAGCAAAAAAGAGAGACACCCCCCCCCUUUAGCAACUCCCUUGAAGUUUCGUUUUAUGGUAGCGGAUAAAUUGAGAAGUUUACGACUGUCAUUUGCUUUUAUAGAGAAUAGAAUGACACUCAAAACCCCAACUACCUGUCAGAUACUUGCAGCUCGGGUUUUAUUACCUUUGGACUUCCCCCGAUCUUUAUUUGUUUGGGGACUGGAGGGGGGAGACUGAGACACAGCGAAAAGUUCCGAGUCUCUGUCUCAGUCGUUGCCCCAACACACACACUUUUCCGUCCCCCCACCCUUCUUAGUCCUGCCUGGAUUUUAAGGUCUGAGACCUGGCGUCUUUGCCCCUUCUCCCGGCCCUGUCUUGCCACCCUGCCACCUCCCUGCUUCUCUGGUAUUUAUUUUAGAGGGGAACCCCCUCAAACUGCAGAAGAAGACUCGUGGCUUUGUUUUCAAGCUAGGAUUAGUGUAUUAGAUUGACUUUUUUUUUUUCCAAAGGACAGAAAAUUGAAGGAAGGAAGGAAAAGAAAGGGAAGAUGUUCAAAGACAUUUUUUAAAUGAUAGCGAGGAAUAUCCCCUCUCCCUCCCUGGGGCUCCCCGCUUAGAAAGACUCCCUUGACUUUCUCUAGGAACCUGAUGGAAACCUGAAGCAGAUGGGGGUCUCCCCCUCCCCCUCCCUUUCCACGGGGUAGAUAGGAGCCUGCAGUCACCCGCUAAGAUCCUACCUAGCCAUCCCAUGGUCACUCGGGCCCAUGCCUUCCUCCCCUUUCCUGUCUAAUUUCUGUUGUUGGGCCCAGCUUCCUCUGAGCUGCGUUGGUGUGAGCGCUCAGAAAUCACCAUAAUCAUGAAAAUAAUAAUAAUACUGAUAAUAAUAAUAAUACUAAUGAUAAUAAAUCUUUAACAUACUACCUAAAGGGAACCUGCAAUAAUCUUGAAAAAAAUAAAAAAGAGAAAUUUUUAAAAAUCCUAAUAUGGGAGAAAAAAAGAGAAAAAAUUUAAAAUGAAAAAAAAGAAAGAAACCUCCAACGUAUUUUAUCACUACCUAUAGGAAGAAAUCCCGCUUUGAGAGUAUUUGUAAUGCGGUUUUGUUGUCGUUUGUUGCUGCUUAUUUCAAUAAGAAAAACCCAACAACUGAGACUGCCUAGCCCGCCGGUCCUGUGCGCUUUUAUUGUGCUUCUAACCCCAGUAGAGUAGAACUAAAUUGCACUGAAUGUAUAGUUAACUCUGUCUUGAAUUCUCUGUUUAUGCAAUGUGCUCGAAAGAAAAAAAAACGUUUAAAAUAUAUCUAUAAUAAUAAUUUUUCGUCAUUUGUCUUUAUGUCCAGCUAUGAAUGUAGAUUUUGUGUCCCAGCAGCCCUGUUUCUGGUCCAAGUACUUUGUAUUGUAUACGUGAGUCAUAAUAAAAAAAAAAGAGGAGAAAAAUA